GCUUCUCCCCCCCACCCCCCAAAAAAAAGAAAAAUUGAAAAAAAAAUAAUAAUAAAAAAAAGAAGCAGGGGCUCCCCCCCCGCUCCCCUCCCCUCGCUGUCGGCGGGGAAGGGGCGGGGCGGGGCGGGGCGGGCGGGCGGUGCGGGCGGCGUGUGGGCCGAGUGAGCGGCGGGCGCGCUCCCCGCCGGCCGCUCGCCCCGCUGGCGGGAGAGUGAACUUUGACACGGCUGCUGCAACUCGGCGCGCGUCGCCAUGGCGACCGCGCGCCUUAUAAGGCAACCGGGCCGGCGCCUGACUGGCCCCGCGCGCGCGCCCCGCCCACCGCCCCUCAUUGGCCGCCGCCGCCGCCGCUCCGAGCCCGCCAUGGCCGCCGAGCGCCGGCCCUGCCGCCGGGUCCUAAAGCCCGCCCGGAGAGCCCCUCCGUGCCCCGCACCGCGCCCCGCACCGCCCCGCCGGGGCACGGGGGUGACGGCGAGCCCGCCGCGCCCGCCUCACUCCGCCUCACCCGCCUCACCUCACCUGGGGCUGCCCUCCUCGGGUGUCGGAGGGGGCGGCGGGGUGGGAAGCGGAAAGCAGGCGCUAAAGCGAGGUAAAACUCCACGGAAUAAAGUAAAGCGGAGGGGCGGCCGCCGGUCCCUGGAAAGGGGUCGUGGAGCGCAGUUCGGGUUCACGCCCCGCGGCGCGGGGCAGCCCCGGCCCCGCGGUCGUGCUGCGGGCACGGGGGCGGCGGCACCUGCGCUCGGCGAGCCCCGCGCUGCGCUGAGCCCCGUCCGCCGCGGAGCCGAGCCGAGCCGAGCCGAGCAGAGUUAAGCCGAGCCCGGCCGGGCGUGCUCGGGGCGCUCCGGGACCGGCCGCUCGCACAGCCCCGACCCCGGCGGGGCGCCGGGGCUCCGCCGCUCCGCCCGCUCUCUCCUCAUCCCCGCGGCUCCGCUCAAGGCACCAUCGCGGCCGCUCCGCUGCGCGGCAUCCCCGUGUUCCCCGCUCGGCAUCGCUGCGGCGGGGCUCGCCCCGACCCCUUUAACUUCAUUUUGUGGGUCUGGGAGUUUUAUGACCACACGUACCCUGACACCGUAACACAAGCUCCGUGCUGCACCGCGAGCAGGUAACAGAUCUAAGCGCGGGGACGGAGGUUUAUCUCCCGCUGAAUGGAACUACCGGGACUCCGAGUCAGUCUCCCGGUACAAAUGGCCAAAACACACUCCAACAAGAGAAGGGACGGAGAGAUAAAAUAGGAAACAUGUUAAAAUAGACAGAUAAACGCCCGAGAGGAUCGUUCCUCCUCUGCGAACGCACGCUUGUAUGUGCGCUCACAUGUGAGCCGGUCACCAAGCACGGCCGCGGGGACACAGACCUGGGCACAACUCUGCGAGGGAUUAAUUGCUCCUCACCUCCUCACAUACACUUUUUCAUGUUGCCACAUGCCCACCCACUCCUGCCGCAGAAAUAAUAGAUGUGGCUAAAGCCGCAGGUGUGGAGGUGAUUGGAAAGUUGUAAAAAGCACCUCGACUUGACAGUGUCCUGCCUGGAAACCUGGUGUGUUCAGACCCCACGGACGAAGAUGUUUUGCGGCUCAAUUUCAAAGACAAGGCUGCAGCGUUCCCAUUGAUCCUCACGGAGCAAAAAAAUAACCUUUACCCGAAACAAGGACCAGGAGGGACUAGGAAGACAGAAGGGGGAAAGGAAUCUUUCCCUGUUAAAAUGUGGGGAACUGUCUUAUGAUUUCCAAAUAACCUAGAGCCGAGGAGGUCACCUUUCGGGGAGGGUGGGAGAAGAUGGGGGUUCAAAAUACAGAAUAGUCACAGAUUGUUGCUGAUGUUGAGUUUCCUGAGGGGGGAAAAAAACCCCCAACAAAAACCCAAACCACAACCCAACACCAACCUUUCCUGUCUCGAAUCUGACAAAGUAAACAGGAUUAAUUCACCAUAUGAAAAAGCAUUAACGCCGUCCUAACAAAUGCAGAAAUCAUAAGAGAAAGCGGUUUUAACAGGACGCACAAUAUUACUAGUUCGAACGUAUGAUCGUAAAAAUGAAAAGCCAUUGAUAUAAGCUUAAAAGCCGCCGUAUAUGCUGAUUGCUCAAGCAUUAAUGAAGAAUGCCCCAGAUUAACUAUUUGCUCUUCGAGGGAUGCAGCGAUAUAACUACCUAUUAGCACCAUUAGAUGCUUUGCUAUUUAUUUGAAAACACCCCUACGAGUGGGUUGAGACAGAACAGAUGAAUGUAAAAAUGAACUGCAGCUAAUUUCGCUAAAUAAUCCUCGAAACCUGAGCGCCUCGCAAGGAAGGGGGAGAUUCUCCUCUGUCCUUCUCCGAGGCUAAUGACAAUAGAAAUGCUCUGGUUUAAAAGUGAGACUGUGUUGGUUUUCCAAAUAAACAAACGCAUCCCUCCUGCCAUUUUACUGCAGAUGUAAAUUUAUUUUAAUGAGAGGGAGUGGAAGGAUUUAUUUUGCUAAAAUAGAGUUGAGGAUAGAGCCGGUGUAAAUCUUUAGGUUUCAAAAAGAGAGGAGGAAGGAGGGGGAAGCUGCUUUCCUGGCAGAAAGCUGCCUAACAGUCCUCUAAUUCUUUCUAGAUUAAAUCGCAAUAUGAAUACAGCAUCGAACAAAUACCGAGUUUCGCUCUGAACUCAGUGGAAAGCAGUUACGUCUAACAGAAUUCAAUGAAUUCCUCUUCUCCCUCAAUGUAGUAUGUGUGUGUUUUUCUCUUCCACCACACUGAAGUUCCAUGAAUAGGGAAAGUGGCUCCUAUUGUGUGCCUCUGAACUUCCAAGUCAAUGCAAUUUUUAACCACUGGCUUGUGGUACUUUGAAAAUCACCAGGGGCUGUCAGAGUUGGGUCCUCUGAAAAAUUUACAGUGCUAAAUCAGAGCAUAUGCUGUGAGAGAGGAAAAAAAAUUGCUUAAGAUUGGAGCAAGUACAGUAUCUGGCUGCCCCCUAGUGUAAGUCUCUUAUCUGCCUAAAAUUCAACUUUAAAAGAAAAGGAUCUCUUAAAGGGAAACGACUUUUGGCUCACGUAUGCAUACGAGAAUGAAACUUCUGUACAUUUUAAUCUGAUUAAUUCCUAAGGAUUUAAAAUUAAUUGACUUGGGCACUCCUAGACCGGACUAUAAGAUUUCUGCAUCAGGGUUUCUGCGAGAACUGUACCGAAUAGGAACCGUGCCUCUCUUGCUGUUGUCAGAGCAAAACACUUUUGCUGCUUAAAGUCAGAUCUACGUCUUUUGCAAUAAUACUUAAAAAAAAAAAAAAAAAAGGAUAAAUAAUUGCCUUAAAGCCUCAGCCGAUCUACCAACCGCACCUUCGGAUGUCAGAAGGCAGAAAUAUGUGAACUGCUGAGAGAGGUGGGUACUUUUUGGUAAGUAUGUUUAGAUAUGAUCUUCAGAUACAUUUAUUGUACUUUCAAAUUCUUGGGAUACUAAUUGAGCUAGCAAACAAUAUCCCAGCUGAAUGUCUCAGCUUCUUCCCUAUUUAACAAGCUUUAAUAUAGAAGUAUAUUGUAGCCAUCCUUCUACUAAACAAUAUAGCUGAGGAGUCAGCAAAAAAUGAAAAAAACAUGUUAAAACCAAAUUAUAAUUGCUGCCUUAUAUCUGACUCUUCUGCCUUUCUGCAGUCCUAAUGAACUCUUUAAAGUUUUAUUUAUUUAUUUUUUUUAUUUCUGAGUGACAGAUCAAAAAUAAUUAGCAGAAUCAGAAGCAGCCGGGAAGCUUGAAAUAAUGUGUCUAAAUAUUUCAUAUUGCUACUUAUAAUACCAACCCAUCAGUUGUAAAAAAGAACCGUUCCCUGUUUAUUCCGUGGUAGUUUAUAAAUACAGAAAGAUAGAUUCCUUUUUUUUCCCAGGGCCUGCUUCAGCAAUGCCAUAAAUAGAGAUUGAGCUAUCAGGAAAAAAAACAAACCAGAAUAAAAUAAAAACAAAAGCCUGUACAGAUAUAGAGACAGACAGAUAAAUGUAUAACUGCAUCUGAACGGUGUUACAUAGCACAUUAGGGGAUGGGUAAAAAAAAUUAAAUCGAUCGCAUAUUUAUAACCUCAUAAUUAAAAUACAGUCUUAUCUCUCUCCUCUGAAAGGUUGCAGCUUUCUUGGAAGUAUUUUGAGUGCAUAUUUUAAACUCCAUGUCCCGAACUGAAUUAAGAUGAGCUGUUUUGCCCAAGAGUGAAACCCUUGUUUACAAUUUAAGGUUUAAGUUUCAGCUGCCUACUCAUCGCCAUAUCAUUUUCUUUACAUCUCACGUCCUUACAUUUGCAGGCUUUAUCUAAAUUUAUGUUAGUUUAUAUCAAAUUCUAAUUUCUGUUUAUAAGAAAUCGGUCGAUAUAAUCCGAAACAAUCCCCCUUGUUUGAUGAAGGUAAACUGGAAGAGAAUCUUUCACAUUCAAAGGGUUAAAGCUAAACCGAAAACUUUAAAUUAAAGAGAUACCAGCAAACGGCGAAAAAUUACACGUUUGCUCUCUCUUGACAAGCUUGCACUAUAUCACAUGUAAGGAAGCCCAAAUUUUUGAAUCUAAGACCAGUUUUAGUUUUUAAUAGGAAAUAAUUACAUGGAACUUUAUUUCCAGAGAGAAUGUCCCUUCCAGCUACAGUGUUUUGCUUUGAUCUAAGCAUUAACUGGUAAUAAAAUAACCAUAUUUUGGAUCCUAAGCAUAUUGAUGCUUAGAGGAAUGUUAUGCUUUCAAUCAAAUUUUAACUUUAGAUUAUCCAAAGGUAUUCAUCCUUCUUUUGUCCGAAACCAAUUUGCUCUCUUACUCCUACAGCUACUCACAUGUGGUUCAGUAUACUUUGUUAUUUUAUAGUGGAAUUUGCACUAUAGAGGUGGAAAACUCUUAGAUGGAGUGAGAUCAUGUUCCAGGCUGGCAAUUUGGGCUGUUUCUCUUACAGGUCCCCAGUUCAGCCCUUCUUUACACUUGUUGUACACCACCACCAUCGCUCACCUCCAAGGGCGACUACUGUGUCAGUAUUUUGUUUUAGAUAUUCACAUUUUUUUAUUUAAUUUUUUUUUUUUUUAACCUGGAGAAUCAAUCAUUUGGACCCAUCCUGAACAAUUAACCUCCCCUUUAUAUUACAGCCCCAAGUGCAGUACUUCAUAAAGACAUGAAAAGGACACCCAAGUCAGCAGGACCUGAGCCCAGGCUUGUCACAGAGUAUAAAAGGAGAGAGAAGGGGAGUUUUUAUCUCUUUGCCCCACCAAUUCUUAAUAGUUCUAAGUUUCAGUGUGACAAUAAAACAGUUUUGAUAACAUAGCUCAUGGGUUUCUCUGCCACAUAAAGUUUUCUUAAUAAUAAAAAAGAAGAAACUUUAUCCCUGCUAAAUUAAAAUAGGGCAGAUGUUGGAUAUGGUUCAUAUUAGCCAGCCUUUCACCCCUUUGCCCCUGGCACUAAAGUUCUGACUUUUUCUUUCUACUAUGUCUGUUUCUAACUGAAAGGUAUUAUUCCUGCCCUCGCUCUCUUCUUCUAUUUAUUUUUUCAGUGUCUAAAAUUAAACCUAUUCAUUUAGUAAUAUACAUUCUAUUUCACAUUGCUAAACCUGGCCAGAGAGGGGAAACGUUUUCCAAAAAAGUGAUGCACCACUGACCUUAAAAGAAAACACGAAGCAGGGAAAGCUGUUCUUAAAAGGUUUAUUUCUAGAGAAUUUUGUAGCUCUAUUGACAUUAUAGGGAUAAUGGCUGUAUUGCAAUGGGCUUUCAAGGCCCAAGAGGUUUAUGUUUUCUUCUGACCAUAAGCCUAAUAAAAUUUUAAAGGUGCACCAAGUCUCAUCACUUUAGAUAUUUAAAACUAGUUUGAAAAAUCUCUUGGGAAACAUAUAUUAUAGUGGAUAGCCCCACUGAGAAAGUAGGGGAUAGACAAAAAAAAUACCCCAAGCCCAAAUCCAAAUAAACUCCCCCCAGUUUUUUUCAUGCUAGCUCUAUGAAAAUCCUGGCUAUUAAACUCCCAAGGAUAGUACAAGUCUUUUCUCCAGGGCUGUGAAGAUAGAAUUUAUUGUCCAUUUGGAAUGAUCAAGUUUAGGCUAAUAAAAGGCCCUCUGUAAGCAGAAAUGCCCAAGUUGACGUUUGGCAGAGUUUUCAGUGGUGGAGUUUAUACAGGAUGGGGGCUCUGCACUAUUUGAAAUUACUCAUAUCUCAGCAGCCGAAGAUGAUCUGACACACACGAGUAAACGUUCGUGGGGAAUGGCUGGAGGUUAAUCAGCGUUGCUUUCCCGAGCUUGAAAGCAGGAAAAAGUGAAAGCUGCUCUCUCAGCCCUUCCCUUUGCUAAGGUGCUGCUAACUUUUAUGAUUUUUUUUCUUCCCCUUCCUCUUUUACUGUCUGUCUUUGUGCCUGAGGGCCAGUGAAAGAACACUGCAGAUUCUAGAUUGCUUUCAGAGUUUCCCUUUGCUGAUGAUGGAUUACCAUGUCAAUUUAAACGGCAUAGGAUUAAUUUGUUUCAAUGAUUUCUCUUUAGGCUGAAUGCCAGUCUUUUUUUCUAUCUCUCUCCUUGCUCUUCAGAAAAAAAAUUAAUAACAAUAAUAAUAAUAAAUCCUUAAAACCCCCAAACACUUUUGAUAUCCCACAUCAAAAAGACAAUAAUAGAAAUAGACAAGUUAGGUGUAAUGUUGCAACACAGUUGUAGGUUUGAGCGUUUUUAUCUCAUUCUAAGGGGCUGCAGCAUACAGUCAGUCACAUUAAAAUGAAAUUGGAUCCAACGUUUAUUCAAUAAAUACUUGUCUUGUAGGUAAUCCAGAGCAGAGUGCUUUUGACACAUAAGGACUUAAUUUGUCUUGGAUAACAAGUUAUUAAUAUGGCACAUUUAAACUUGCCACCUACAAUAAGGUCAUUUAGAUCUAUAAUACGACUCACGAGAGAACUUCAUAAAGCCAGAAACAAAGUUUGAAGCUGCCUCCGAGUCGCGGAGCAGACGCACGGCUCACGGUUUGCUCUUUUCAGAAGAAAGUUCAGAGCAAGUAGGAGCCACCCAAACCCAAAUGGUGUGCAUCUGCUCCGCUUUGAAAGGCGAACGUAAAUGGAGUAAGGAGGGGAGGGGAAAAGAAAAAAAAAAAAAAAAGAGAACCCAAACACACAUUUUUGAAUGAGUAAGCUUUAAAGCUGUGCUGCGUCUGCUCGCAAACUCAUCGCAGCUUUGAAAGCGAAAAAACAACAUUUGGUUCCGAGUGCAAAUUCGCCUGCAUUUGCACCCUACCUCUUCCAUGUGCUCCGCAAUCUACUCACUUUUAAUAAUGAGCGAGGAAGUUGGAGCAUAAUCCACCCAUAAAUGUUAUUGCUGUAAUUUGACUGCUCUGUGUUUGUUCAUGCAUUAGCUGUACGUGUAAAGCGAAGUGGCGAUGUAUGGUGGGGAUCCCCGUGCGGAGUGAACAAACAGAGGUGUUUUGGGCUUCAACGCCCAAACGCUGCGCGGUUGCUUUGAAUUUUUGGGGUGUUUGGUUUCAGACCUGCCCUAACUGAACGGUACCUGCAAGAGGUGCAUCAGGAGGGGAAUAUGACAGGAAUGCUACGCAGGAGGUGUUUGGUGGAUGGCGAUUCCGUCUCCACGCUCUGUCAGUGAGCUUUAUUAUUCUGCUUUUAUGUAUUAAGAUCUUGGUUGCUCUUGCCCUGGUAGAUUCUGUCUCUUUAAGUAACUAAAUCUCAUUUUUAAGCUCUUCCUGGGAAAAGGAUGUUACACAUGAGUAGAAAAAUGCAGGCAAGAAAGGCUAAUUGAAUGAAAAGAGAGAAUUAGGUUAAAAAUAGAGUACAAUCUAGUAUCACAUUUUCACUGGUGUAACCUGAAAUGAAGGUGUCUCCAAGUCCCCAGUGAUGCCAGAGUGUUUAGAUGUUGGGCACAGAUGGAGACACCUAUUGAAAUGUGUCUGAAGAAGAUUAAUAGGACUUGUCAGUGUUGGGAAAGCACUGCUUUGCUGUAAAUUUCUACUAGCACAAGAUGAAUUACCGAUGAAUGCUCAGUUAUCAACCCCAUCACUAUCAUUGGACACUAAAUCAAAUUGAGCAGUUAUCUACAAUCAGAAAAUUUCUUUUAAAAAUAGGCAUACACCUUUAGGCUUAAACUCUUUAAUAAGACAAUAUCCUCGAUGGUAUGUGUGUGUUCACGAAGGGAUAUGAUUAAAAGUUUCUGUACAAAAAGCUUCUGUUCGGAAAUGAACUCCAAGUUCAGUGUGGAAUCAGGGCUGUCAAACAAUAGAAGAUAUUCAGAAAAUACUGGUUAUAUAACACAGUGUUCUGCUGGGGGCCUGAUCCAAAAUGGAUUUUCAUGCAUGUCAUUAGAUUUUGGAUCCAUCCCUAUUUAUGAGAGGUUUUUUAAAUCUCUUCUCUCCCCUUAUUUAUGGUGAUGAUAAAAACCCCAUUCUCUCUACCCUAAAGACUGAGAAUCCAAAUCAUACAUUAAUGCAAAAUAGCUAUCAAGACUCAGUAUGUAUGUAUAACAAUUAUUCCACCCCACAACAUAUUUAGGAAAUUACAGCUUAAUAUAAUGAACUGUGUGAUGAAAGAAUCAGUGAAUAAUAUUUUAACUGAGAAUGUUUCUUCCUCUCCUUUAUAAAAGUGGAAACUGCGACAAGGAAAGGUACCACAAGCAUUUACCGGCCCACUGCUGAAGCAUAUUACCUGUGUUUACCAUCUGAUGCUGCUAAUAGCAAUGAUAUUAAAUAAGCAUUUUAUACUUUUAGUUUCUAGGAUUUCUUUCCCUUUCACCCAGGCAGUGCACUACUUUAUCCAAGGAGUUUUAUCAUGGUGUGUUUUCCAAAGUCAGUUUUUCCCUUUUAUUAGAGACAAGGGCAGUCAUUUGUGUUUAGGGAGGGAGACAGGUACAGAGCCUUUAUCUGAUCUGCGUCCCCAGCCACCACUACCUUCUUAAUCGACGUCAGAUUCCCACUCUGGAGGAUCGGGCCCUAUCUGGGUUACUCCUUAGCCAAGGAAUGUAUCCUUCCCUUCAUCUCCAGACAUCUCACCUGUGAUGUAUGCUACUUUUUGUAUGCUACUUUUUGGGAAGGGAAUAAUGUGCUGUUUACCACAAAGCCUUCGUGCAUUUCUCAUCUCCUGCCAAAGCUUGUUAUUUACCACCUAAAAAAUUUACCAGGGUAAGGGAUAGCAGCAGUUGUUUUCUUCAUUUUUACACCCUAAUUUUCACGAAGCAAAUGUCCUGCAUUAGGACCAGAUUCCACUCAGAUGGAAGUUAUUAACUUUAAGCAGAGUGGGCCGAUUCCAGCCAGCCACAGCCCGUGCCCUUCGAACGCAGUCGCUUUACAGCAUCACCAUGUUUAUUUUUUUCUUUGGAGGGCAUGAUUCUUUAAACAUAUUUGUUUUACACAGAGCAGCAGUUGAAUCCUAACUUCUUUUUUCCCCCCACGAACAUGUAAAGAGAAUAUUAAUAGGGAAUAUUAACAGAGGCGAGUGCAGCAUGAUGCUAGUUAGAUUGUAGUAGCUGAGAAAUAUGAACUAGUGAACAUAAUCCAUAAACUCCAUUUGGUUACUAUAAUACUCCAAUCUGUAUUUAUUACAACCCCACUCUGAUGCUUAUACAACUGCAAUUGCUAGAUUUAUACACUCUAAUGGUUUCACAAUAGGAAAAACCUGUGUUCUUUAUCUUUCUUUUCCUGUCCAAAAUAACCCCCUCCACAUAUACUUUAGGCUUCUCUGGACCUUGUCUGGGUUUAAUCACAGGCUCUGGGACAAAAUGUGCAUUAUUAAGAAAUAUAAAUAUUUUCAGAAGCAAUCAAAGGGUUGAAAGAUUGAUUCGGCAUGUAGAUUGGAUUUAAUUCGAAGCAGCUUUGUUCUAAUGAGGACUACUGGGAUACAAAGACGGCAGCCGCUUAUGGCCACCAGUUGGGAACCUCGACUCGCUGCAGCAACCUGUCAAGAAUUCCAAGAAACUGCCAGGUAUUAAAGAGGGAAGUUGUGGGGAGGAUGACGGUCUGUUGUUUGCAGCCUCCUUCCGAGGCUGGAUUAGGAUUUCUUAAGUCCCUGUUUUACCAAAAUGAGUUUCUUGCUGCUCAUGGGGCCAAAUCCCGCAGUCCCUCACUCAGGGGAAACCCCUAUGGGCUCUGUGGGCAGAUUUGCCUAAGGGAAAGGUGGCAAAGCUUGGUUGAGCCUCGACUCCAGCAAAUUUGGGAGCCCUGUAGCAAUUUGUUCUAUUCCAGACCUGAUUGUUUUCACGGUGACUUUUUCCUUUAAAUUUUGCUAUCUGUGCUUCUAGAUGUGAUGGGACCUUUUUGCACAGGGAGAUGUUUUUCCCUAUGGAGAAAUACAGCUCCGUGAUGGCUUGGAAACUCUUGUGUCCUUGUUGGGUGACCCAGAAGAACUGCUGGACCUGGCCUGUUUCCUGCCUGCAACAAAACAUCCUUGGGAUGAUGCUGAACCCAAGGGGACCUUUGAUUGCUUUUCCCUCAGACUGAAAAAACACCCAACAGUAAAAUUUCAGUGUGGGCUGUGGGGGGAGGUGUCACGUCACAGGUACUUGGGGAGCACACGACCCUGGGAGCUUUCCUAAACACCGGGCGUACAGUCAGAAUCACAGGAUAUACAGGAUCAAACAUGGACUAGUUUUGCUCUCCCCUUAGCCCCCCCUUGCCUACUUGUGUCCAUAAAAGCAAUAGAAAGAGAGAAAGCUUGAAUUUUCUGAACUGUUUCACCCAUCCACAGCUGGAAUUCCAAAGCGAAAUGAAAAUGCCUUUAAAAUCAACCCUACAUGGGAGCCUGAGAGAACAAGUUUUCCUUUGUUGUAGGGUAUAGUAUUAUUUGCUGUAGGUUUUUGAUAUACAUUCUAAAUUAGGCCUGCAAAGGAAUGCUUCAUCUUUAAUUCAUCACUCUCAGCUGAAAGAGAUUAGCAAUGUCUAGCACGCACCCUUCGUAUGGUGCUGACCUCAUCAAGUAUGGCCUGAAAUUAAUUAGCCUCAUUCAUUCCAAAUGGAAAAGGAUAAUGGAGCUGCAUUUUAGAGAUGACCAUCACAAAUUGUAUGCAGCAUAUUUAAAAUCCCUCCCCCCUCGCUCCCCUCCCCUUUAAAAAAAAAAAACCUAUGUAGAUUAAAAUUCUUUCCAGAACUUGCAAUAUGUCAGAGUUAUCGAGGUAUUAGGAGCAGAAACCACUCCGUUUUUAUUUGUGGAACUGGGAGCCACAUUUUGUAUGUGUGGCUGUAAAAGCAGCAAGCCUGUCUUAAUGGCAGAACACCUGGAAUUAAUUUGAUAUUUCCAGGUGCUCUGGCAAACUGGGACAUCAAGCACUUGAUGUUUAAACAUUCUUCCACUGGCCUGCCUAAAUCAAUAUGAAAGUGGUGUCCCUUUGUCAUUCAUACAUGCAAAGUGCUAGCACAAACUCCAGCUUGGCUUCAGAGUCCUACAUCACUCAUAAUCUAAUUAGAAAUCAGAGCAGAGCUGAAGCAGCAUUCUUUGUGGAUUCUUGGGCGGCAAAUAGGGAUACUUGUCUUUUGUUUCCCUCCUCGAUUGCAUCGUUCACAAGCUUUCACACCACAUCUCUAAAGGUGGUUAGGUGCCUCAAGAUGUUGACAGGCAUGAAGGACAAGAUUAUUUAGGUGCCUAACCCGGGUGAUUUCAAAUGGAAUUAAGCAACUGGAUGUUACUGGGUAUGGGAGGGGGGGGAGCGGGUAUGGGGAAGGGAAAAAAAAAGCUUCCAGUGCAUAUUAAAUGCUCUAAUUUGUUGUCCUAAACUCUAACAACGUGCGUGAUGUUUUUCCAGGGUAAAACUGCCUGCAGGGUAAAUUUCCUGAAGCCUGCUAAUUUUCCCAGAGGUCAGCAGGCACUCGGUUUUGGGCAGUGCAGCCCUCCCUGGCCGGGCACAGGGGUGGUGUGUGCUCCAGUUCCUUCCCAAGAGACAGGAGAAGUAAUGAAGGAUGCGGGAUUUCCCACAGGAAUUUGGAAGAUGCCCUUAUCUAAGACAAUGGUGAGGACUGGGCCAAAAUAAAGAUCCAGCCUUGAUUCAUCCAUCGGAUCUGCCCUGUCUUGACCUACAGCUGCUGAUGCAUCACAGCGACGUGGACCCUCCUCUCUCCACACUCCCCAGCAUCAGAACACCAAGACGACCUGAGAGUACUGGAUGAACCUUUGCAAGACCAUGAUUGGAAAGUGUGGGGACCAAGCACCCAGCGGCCAGAAAAACAUCAUGUGGACUGUUUCUGUCUUGGCUAAUCCUCAUCAGUGCUUUGAGCUGCAGGAAGUCAUGAGAACCAAGGCAACAUAGGUGCAUCACCAGGGAUUUGCUCUUCUCCUGGUCUGCUCCUGAAGCACAGCACGAAGUUUCAUCCUUUGCUUCUGCAGAUCUACAUGGAUAUGCUGAUAAACUGCCAUUUAGUCCAGAGGCUGGACAGAAAUAAAUCACCAGAUAAAAUACAAUAUUCCUAGUGAAAACCCUUAUGGAAUGCGUUCUUGCCCCAAACUCCUCCUGGAAUAGGCACAGCAAUGCUCCCUGAGACCUGGCAGCCCUUCUAAGUGAGCAUAUGGUCUGCUCAGCUCCUGCAGUACCGGUGCACGGUGAGUAAACACGCCGUAAUGUCAGAGCAAACAGGGGGCUGCUUAACAGCGUGAAAUUCUGUGGCUACUUCAAAACUUCAUCAGUACUUCAGAAAUGGAUUUCCCUUCUCUGCUGGAGCGUGCACUGUUAGCAGGACAGGCAGGAAAACAGUGAGACAGUCCCCUUGGAGGCUGAUGGUGUCUGUAACCAUCUCCCAUAAAGCUGAUGCUGCUGUGGAAGGCUCCUGGUGCGUCAGAAGUUGCAUUUUCUGGUGAUGCUACAUUGCCUUCUUUGUUUUUCUGUGAUGUCCCCUGAUGCCAUGCAACUUGCACAGUAAUUGGAAUAGAAAGAGGGACCCGAAGGUAAAAAUCCCAAUGUUAAUCAGGGCUGCCAAAGGGGAGAACAUUAGCUGCAGUAAUUGUUUUUUUGAGGGAGUCACCAAGGCGGGCUCGUCAGCACUAGCAAACAGAUCCAGUCCUGCCUCUGUGCUCCUCGCACUGGCAGAACAUUGCCCUGAAAUCACUGGAGCAGGGAUCGGGCCAGGAAUGAGCAGCUAAGUUGCAAAGCAAAUUAAUUCCUGCCAAAAAAGUUCAGCUAUGCUCAGAAGUAUGUAAAGUGUCUGAUUUGAGAAGUGUCAAGUAGCAUUUGUGACCAAUUAUCCAAGAUGAAGGGGGCAGAGCUAUGUUUACAUGUACUAAUCUUCAGCCAAAGUUUGAAAACUCCAAUUCACGGACACGCAUCAAAUUUCCUUUCCAGGCUUGGCAUUUGCCUGUACGCACGCAGGCACAUUGCUCGGGGAUGACAGGAAAACAUGAUUAUGACUUGCAAAUAAUACAAAUAGAAAAAAGGAAAAGCGAGAGGAGCUGCCAUGCAGCAGCAGCGUGGUAAUUAAACUUAUACUGUGAUAUGCAAAAAGAAUAGUGGACCACUGCAUGAGUAAAAUAGCUUUAUCAACUGUGCUGAAAUAUGACGUGUUGCGUGUCUGUAUUGUUGUUUUUCCACAACCUGUGAAGCCCUGGGAAAUGCUCUAUGGGAAAGGAUAAGAAGUAAAAGCUACCUCUACCAUCUUCUGUUUAAUUAACAUAGGUAUACCAAUUUAAUGCAAUUAAUCAAGAUAGGAGGGAUUAAACAGUAACUCUCAGUUGACAAUGACAAUAUUGUCGUUGUUGUGGCAUAAGAAAGGCUACAAAAUGAUAGUGGUGACUGGGAACACUGUGAGUAAGAACAGGCUGGCUGGAGCCUUGGGAGGUUUAUGCAGAUGUAUUGAAAUUUAGGGACAGCUGAUUUUUCAUGUGGCCAAGUGUUUAUCUGCCCCUGCCCUUCCCUUUACCCUCUCAGACCUUCCAGGGUAAUCCCCAGAGUGGCAACAACUUUUAAAGUGAUUCCUCUUUCUUCUAACAGGUUCCUGAUGCCAAAGGUCUGACCUUAAAAUGAGCAGUGCAUAGGGCAAGAAUGGGUACUGCAGAGAGCUUCUGGCCUUCAACCCUUCCAAAUACAGCUAUUUUGGUAACCAGAACAGUGUAUUCAUGAUGGGUGAGGGAACAGAGCCUUCCAGUAAAGGGUUUCUCAGCACAUUAACUCUAUCAAUGCUGGAUGCUGUGUCCCAAUUCAGGUUGCCUGUGUCUAUUUAAGACCAUAAAUGCAGAUUUGCAGAAGUCUGUGGUGUUGUGUAACUUCGUGGCUGUGCUUCAGUGCCUGCUGCCCCUAAAAACUGAACCAAAUCCCAUGGAUUUCCGUGUAGAUCUGGGAAAAACUGCAAUCAUGUGCCGCUCUGACUAGUUCAGACUUGGAUUUCUUAUUGGCAGGAGAGGCACAGCCUGGUUUGCUACAAUGCAACUGUCCUCAUUAAUGUUCUUCAAGCCCUGAUGUCCUGGGACCGCCAUCGUUGGGUCAGAAGAUGGCUGAGUUUUCCAGGCUCAUUCUCUUGUCUUCAGAAUGUUAAAUUGGGUGAUAAUGAGUAGUAACUGUGUCCCUUUUUAUGGUGAAGUUGACACUUGCCUUCUAGUAAACAGACACAGAGAUGACCCUCCUCAUUUCGCACAGGUCACCAAACAGCCCUGGGAUGGUAAGGGUUAUUGGCCAUUUACCAAACUCUGUUUGACUUGGGUUCAUGGGUGAGAGAUGAAAGGCUCUGUAUUGCAUUACCAGUCCCUGGGGCCAGCCAGUCUCCCUAAAGAGGCAUUUCAUUUAGCAAGGCAACUGCUGGCCCAUGGGAAUUGGAGAGCUGGGAAAAAGAGGACGCAGUUUCAAUUGCGAAUGUUUCCUUAGGGCAGAUGCCUUAAAGCUACACAGGAACUCGCUGCUUCACUGUCACAAUAGUUGCUCCAGGACACUUAAUGACCAUCAGGCUUUUCCCAUUAAUUAAUCUCCUCUUUUUUUCCCAACAAAACAUCCAUUAAGUUACUUGGGUUGUUUCUGCCUCUGCCCUGCUCUGUUUUUCUCCAUCUUCCUGAGGCAAGACCAAUGCAGCAGUUAUGAACCGGUACCUUUUCCAAGAGCUUCUGAUUUGAAACGGGUGAAACAAGGAGCCUGGUAUCACAGUAAGAGCUGCUCGCUGCUUGGGAGGAGAGGAGUUCUCCUGAACUACCCAAAUAUUUUCAUUAUUGUAGAGCAGAGAUGCUGACUAAUUUUCCUGGCUAUAGUGGAGUGGUCCUUGGUAUUGGGGUAGUCCAAGUGCUGACUUUUUACAGAUGAUGGGUGAAGUGCUUGAUGCUACAAUGGCUAUGGGAAGGAGAAUAUCUGUGAUCAGGGAUUCAACUCAGACCUGUCCUGAAUUUCUUAUGAUCUGAAAAUCCAGUGUUGUUCCAAAUUCAUUAUCACUGGUCAAAAUCCUCCUUCAGUUUCCUCACUUGCUGUUUGUGAUGUGAAUCAUGAGACAUUCAGAAGUCGCAUUUGUUGUUUGAUAGUUUUACAUCAUGGCUGUAAUACUGCAUCUGCCAAGUCAGCAACUUUUUUCUGUGUUUGUUUAUUUAUUUACUACUCCAUUUCAAGCAAGUUCUUGUUACCCAGUUCCCGCUGACAAUGAGGGAAGAGGCACAAGUCAGCUCAGAAAAUGAACGACUAGAAGACUGUGUGGUCUCAGUGAUACUGUACCAUCCUGGUUCCUGCUUUCAGGCUGGAGUCACAAGCUGGACUUGGAAGAAGCAACUUUCAGGCAGAGAUGUAACUGCAGAGUUAAUACUAUGCCAGGGUCUUGGGUUAUCUCAUGCAACCUUUCUGUGUUGACUGCUCUGUGUUAGUUUUGCUCAGACAGAAGGUAGGGGUAAUGGAUAAUUUCUUUAUGGAUGAAAGCAACAAAGUUUCCUGAUGUCUAGUAACUACUCAAUACCAUCAACUUACACAUCCCUCUGUGCUACUACUAUUGCUUUGAAGCAAUUUAUUUAGUCACUUGGACUUUAACUACUCAGAUGCAUUCCUUCCUGCUGCAACAGCAGGGAUACAGGAAGGGGUGUUUGAAACCACGCGGUGAUUUCCACCCUGGAUUUCAUGAGGGGUUAUUCUUGUCUCAGAGAUGACGCAUUCAAAUAUCCUUCUACAGAUUCCAGGUGAGUUAGUCACAUUUAGAUGCUUCCAAGUAAUACACAGAAAGGUGCUGAGAAAAUGACGAGUCCCUGCCUAGUCAGAAAAAAAAGCUCAGCAAAAGUAGAUCAGAGCAAAUUACAUGGACCAGCCCUCAAAUUUUUCUAAGAAAACCUGGGACCAAAGGGCUUUUAUAUUCAAAAAUGUGUGGCCAACAGGGAUGCACAGUAUUUACUUUACUGACUGACCCAUGAGCUGCUCUCUGUCCCCAGAAACAGUUCAGGAAAUGACUGGAAGUAUCUGAAGACAUAAAAAGGAUAAUUAAGUUUCAUUGUGGAAAUAAGAGGGUAAUCUGUCCAGACAAAUCUAGGACCUAGUGCUGAAAGCUAUAGUAUCUGAAUAUAAAAAAUGAGUAAUUUUGAAUAAAGAUGUCUAUCAGGACUGUAAAUUCAGAGAGUAAAAAAGUAGCUUUGCUUAAUAGACCAUCUCUCUCUCCAUCUCCCUCUAACUCAUUUUCUUAUUCUCUUUCUUCCUUUUGUGUUAUUGCAAAAAAUGUGUGCAAAAUCUGAUAUUGAGAAUGCUUUAGCUUCAUUUCAAUCUUCUCAAAAUGUUUAGUUCCACUGGGAAGAUUCUCCCUGUGAGAUAACCUCAGCCGUGACCACGAGAGGCUUGUGGGGUGACUUAUUUGCAGGGGAACAACUGUAUUUUGAGGUGUCUCUGAGGCAGCCAGGUCCCCCACUUUUCUGAGGCUCUCAAAGAUGUUUUUGAGCUGGCAUGAGAAAUCACCUGGGACUCAGAGCAGACCACAAGUGCUUAGGACAGUAUUUUCUCUGCACCUUUUUUAGCCGAGCAGAAUCGCAGCACUAUAACCAAAUGUGAGUUUUGCCUCAUUCUUAGGUGCUGUGAGUUAUGAAAGCCCACUCCAGAUGUAAUGAAUGUAUAGAUCAUUUUGACCAGAUCAUAAUCCAUUAGUAAAUAAUGCUCCCUGUAAAGGUGUGGGUGAAAUAAAGAACUUCUUGCUACUAUUGCUGUACUGGUAUCAAGGAUUACCAAGGAGGCCAACAUGAUCCUGCAGCUUUGUGCUACUGAUGUUUAAAUACAAUGCAGAAUUAACUACAGGGUUUGGUUAGCAAAUUCCUUCCUGGAUUAGGAUAUCCAGGAUUUAUACUGCUGGUAACAGAACCCAAAACUAUACAAAGCUCACCUGUCCCUUGGCUUUACCACAAGCCCCAACUUCAGCUCACUGACACUCUCGCGUAGCAUUUAAAAAACUUUCCCAUUUGGUUCCCCUGAUUUUGGUAGUGAUAUUAAUAAGCAAAUCACACAGAAAUUUUCAGAAUGAGUUGAUCCUGAUAGAGGAAACCCCUAUAACACCUGUGACUUUUCUUCACUGUCCCUGGAGGAACCCCAAGGAUACCAGACUAGGACCUGAGGCCAAUUGUCAGCACAGUCUAUGGGCCAUGGGAAGGUUAGGUUUAAAGAUGACACUUAAGGGAAAUCUAUGUGACACAUGCUGUGGUGUCCAGAGAUUGGAGACUAUGUAUUGUGCUCUGAAUCUAGAGAGGAAGUCACUAGGAGGAAAAAAAAAAAGAAAGAAAGAAGCACGGGGGAAUAAAAGUACUUUUGAAAGAGAAGAAAUCUACAUUUCAAUGAAAAUCCUUUCAAGGCAUUUCAAAUAAGAGUCUGAGAGAAAUAAUUACAAAGUUUGGAGAGAAAGAAUGUUAGCUUUGAUAUCUUUUUCUUCUAUGAAGCAAUUAAAAUAAGCAAUUUUUCAAAUACUAAGCAGAAAAUUACUAAUGGCUGAACCCAAAAGCUUUCAUUUCCUUUUUGGGGCCUUUAUUCUUCUAAAAAAAGACAAAAAAAAUGGGAAGGUGGUUUUCCAGAUAGAUUAAUGCAUAAAGCAGUCGCUAGUUGGAUGUCAUAAAAACUACAGCAGCAUAGAAUAGCUGAGAUUAAGAGCUAGAUUUAAAUCAUGCAACAGUCCAGUUAAUAUCAAUGUCUAAUUAAGAAAUGCAUAAGAAGUCUGUAAUGUUGAUUUGAUGGAGAAAAACUCUAAUAGGGUUUCUUUUGGAAUUUUCCAUUUCAAUUGCUGUGUAGACUUUUAAUGGAUGUCCUAUCCAGUCUUUGGUAUUAGCAGGAAUCAUGCUCAAAUUAAAACCAAGGCCUAAAAUGGAACACAGGUAGACAAAUUAGCUGGUCUGGGAAGCAGUCUGGGUAGAAUGACAAUGUGAGCUCAAGCCGAAACUUUAGUACAAAUAAAAGAGAACUAACGUCUCAAAUCUGGUGUGGAAACCCUCUCUGCUUAUCGUUUUAAGCAAUUUAAGACCUUGUAAUUUGAAACAAUGCAAUGUUAACCCAUUUCCCCACCUCCCUAAGCCUGCAGAAAUCCAAUUCAUACUUAGACAUCCAGACCACUUGGCAUUAUUAAUUAGUCUUUUUUUAUUUAAAAGACUUCCCAUAGUUAUGCAUAUUAGUAAUAUGUAGAGGUGGGUUCCUCUUUGCAUGCAAUGGGAUUCAGAGCUCACAGGUCCCUGUCAUUACCAAAGAACACCAUUAAUCUCCCACCCCUCUCUGGGUAACUAAAGCUCUUAAACCCUUUCAGCAAAACUAAACCUUCAGCAUCCUCUGUGUCCCAUGGAUCAUCCAGGAUAUGGGCUCUGGAUAUGAAAGAGGAACUGGUUGUGUGAUGAAUGUCACUAAUACCCUAAAGUUGCUAAACUAGGAGCAGGUAACUCUUGGUAUGCACAAAUACACUUUGCAAAGAGGGGGAAAGCACAGUGCUGGAUUAAAGCAGAAGUGUGUUUGUUAUCACCACUUUGUUGUUGACCCAACAAAUCCAGGGGGAACUGUCUCAAGAAUCCAGGAAGAUGGCAAACUCAAAAUAACCCCUCUGAACCAGGCAGCAAGCACACUGGGGAGUAAUUUUAAGUUCAUUAGAACAUAUUAAAAUACAAUACAUUGGCCAUGAUAAAGAGAGCCAUGUGAUUCCACCUCUCUCCAUGUUUCUUUCCAGUACUAAAUCCAUCCAGAGACCUUUCAGAAUUAUAUCAUUAAGUCUUAUCACUUCCACAGAGAGUGGAAAAGACUAGAGGUAAAAAUCAGAGUAACAGUGAAAUUUUGGCACUCCUGAGCCACUUCUUUUUUUUAGGUCAUUGCCUGAAAUGUCACGGUCCAAAUUCAUACCUGACAUUGCUCCAUUGAUCCGUGAGGCACAAAUAUGUCAUGUUAAGCAGUGAUACUGUGGCCCUAGGGGAUGCCCCAAGGAUUUUUCUCCUUGAAAGACAUGGGAACUAGGAUGCUCCCAGUGAGGCAUCUGCCUUCUGAAUGAUAGAGAAGGUCUAAUGUGAGGACAUUCAGGUCAUCAGAAGAGUCUGAUUUUUUACCCUGCUCCUGACUGUGUGACUGGGGAGGCACCAUGGGUAGGGAUGCUGAUAGAUGAUUGUUCAGGUGGAGCACUGCUCUAGCAGGGUGAUUUGUCUGCAACCUUUGUUAGAUUUAUGCAACACUUAAGGAAAGAACAAAAGUAUGAAGCAGAUUGGCUUUUGCAAAAGAAUGCAACAGAAAAACAAGCAAACCUUAACUUGUCCAACACACUUGAGAGCCACAAAUUCUGUUACAGUUUUUCUAAAUGAGAGGAAUAUUUCUCCUUUCCUCCAUAAAACCAUCCUUUUAGACAUUACUGCAGUCAUGACCUCACUGCAGUUCCUGGAUUCUUUCUGAAAAGAUUGAAAUGAACUAAUACACCAGUGAUCUCAUCACGGCGUAAAGGACAUCUUACACAGGGGAAAAAAUAAUCAGGAGAACUUCAGUGCUUUGUUUGCAGCAAGAAUAGAGAAAGCACUAUAAUAUCACUGUGGAAAACACUAAAGGUACAAUGCCAGAGAGGCAUUUUUCCAUCUUCUUGUAAACCAUUUGGAUUUGUCCUACCCGAUCCUGCCUGUCACACCUGUCACCCUUUUAGCUGUCUCCACAUCAAUCAUCUUUCCUUUUUUCCUGCCUUAAUCUAGACCUUCCCAUGUCUUUUCUGUGCCUUUCGUACCUGUUUUACUGUACCUAAUAACUUUGAACUGUAUGUACUACUAGUCUCAACUGCAUCCAAAAUGCAUUUUGCAGGGUACACACAUGCAAUCAUGUUACACCAAAGCAUCUACACAUACUUCAUCUGUAGCCUGUGUUGUUCUGGGAAAGAACACCUUUCCUAUGUGUACACACAGUUCUCAGGCCAAGGGGUCAUGGUUGAUGGCAGAUCUCAUCUGCUUUGGAGCUGUUGAAUCUUCUAACAGAAAUCAGAAAGAUGAGUAGGGUCAGAUGCUUUGCUUUCUUUGGUAGGAAAAUCUAUAAAUUAAUAUUCCUGUAACUGAGAACCCUUCCACAUUUUUAAUAUAUCACAUUUUGAGGCUGGAAACUAGAAUAUCCUCAGAACAUGAUGAGUAUAGUCUCAAUAAUAUCAUCUUAUCUUAUCUAGCCCACAGGUGCUCCUCAGCUCUGCCUUGGGAUGACACCAUGAAGCAAUGAGGUGACAAACCGGUUUCCUUUCUCAAGCCAAAUGUCACGUAACUGCCCAGGGGCCCGUUUUGGUGGGGGUUGCACCCCCUGACUUUUCAAGGAGAGAUAUGCUGCUGUGACCCACCCCCACCCUGUACAGCUUGCUGAAGGAGAUUAAACUGCUCACUUCCACCUCUGACAUUUCUCAGCCAGGAAGAAAGGCAGGAGGCAUCAGGAUGUAGGGAGAUAGCCGAGCAGCCACCUGACACGCUGACAAAGAAACCUCCAAAACCCAUCAAGUGGAGAUGAGUUCCCAGGGCUAGAGCAAGCUGAUAUAAAGGAUGAUGGUACCCUUAUACCCACCCAAAAAAUUUACUACUCCUAAACGGGGCAGCAGACAAAUCCGUCCAACCCCAAAUGCUCUGCAGUUGAUAGAUCUGCUUUAGUGAGGAGAGCCCCAGUCAGUGAUGAGUGUUGUAGGAGAAUGCAUGCUGCAGCAUCAGUAAAGUCCAAAAAGCCCAAGGAGCAGUGCAGAACAUCUGUUACCAACAAGAAAAUAGUAUAUGAAAAGCUGUUGUAAUUCCUGGCUCCAGCAGCCUAACUGGAGGCACAGACUUCCCAAGGCAGAGAGGACUUGGAGAACUCGGGAUGUUCAAUGAGAUCUCUUCCUGCUCCUGCAGAUUUACCAGGUCAGCUCAGUCCAGGCCAAAGUUGCCGGGAAAGGUCCUGGGCUCCACUCCAAGUUCAUUGCUCUAUUGAUUGUGAAGAGGUAUUUAUUGUAGGUCAGGAUCUUGAGCCAAGGCAGCUGAAACCGCAUGGACUAAAUCGUCUAUUCCCCACCUACAGAUAAAACAAAUGGCCAGUUUUGGCCUAAUCAUCACUUCUGUCAGAGGAAAGAGAAACUCUUUGAGGUAAGUUCCCUUGGACAUAAUUCUUUCUUUCUAGGUUAAAGAAGGGCUGGAGCUAAUAUAUAUCCUGAGUUGUAAUGUGGAUUUGCACCUUUCCUGUUAAAUAUAGCUGGUUUGUGUCCAAAGCAUCGCUCCUAUCCCUAAUGCUCUCUUAUAUUGUUACAACUUCUACAUUAGUUGCAGGUGUGAAAUGCCAACUGAUCCACACUUCUCGUGCUGUCAGCAGGGGAGUAAUGUAUGUCAAAGGCCUGAUCCUCAGAGGGGAGGUCACCUGGAUCUCCAUUUGCACAUCUGCUUUCCUAAACACAAAACUCUGGAGGUUUGAAAAGCUCCAGUAUUCACAAAAUGGGAUGAGUUCACUGGAGGCCAUACAUAAGAAACUGUUUGUGCUUGUCAUUUAGUAGGCAGGUCACAGAAUUUUCCCUCUGUACAAAAUACUUGCUGUUUUGCAACAGGCAAUGUUUCACUAGUCCUCAGAUGUGGAUACUUGUAUGUUUUGUAUUAAUAAGGAAAAGAGCUACACUUCCCUAUGUUACAGGAUAUAAGAGAAGUCAGGAUACCAACAGGAUACUAAGAGGCUAAAAUAGAACCACAUAUAUUAUACAGCUCCAGAAAGAUGCUAAUAUUCAGCAUGUUCCUGCUUGGAGUGUGCAGACAUGAAGAUCGGGAAACUGCCUGAUCAGAGAUCCUGGAGGGACAAUGUUGCUGGAGCCUGUCUUAAAAGGCAUCCUGGUUUGGUUCUGAGGGUUUCAAGAGAAGCUUACAAAUAUUUCUAUUUCUUCCUGCUGUUGGGGGAUUUUUUUCAUACCUUGGAAUAAGACUUCCAAAGGUAAUGUGUUUGCACUGGAUGCCUAGAUAAUGGUUCUUGCUCAGGGGACCUCUAAUACAGAGUAGUGCCUUCCAAACUUUGUAUAAGAUCAAAGACUAAACCUACAUAUAGGCCUAACUCUUUCUUGAUUUCUGCUAAUCUAGAAUAUCCCUCAAUAUCUGCAAUAAGGAUUACCACAGAUAAUCUAUACAGAAGAUCUUUCUGUCUUCACAUUUUUGACCUUUUAAUGUCAUCUGUUUAUGACAUCAUGAUUCUGGUUGCUUUGGACAUAUAGGAGAUUUUAAACAUAUGCAUGCAAACAUCAUUCACCACUAUGCACUAUGUUUUUUCUCCCUCAGCUGACUACUUCUAAAUAUUUUGGAUAGUAGAACCAAAGUUGAUUUUACUAUCCAAAAUGAGAAAAUAGGGAAUUGGUCAUCAGCUUUAUGUUUUGUUACGUGGAAUUUAGACUUAACAUCCCCAUAGUGACUUAGUUGGAAUUGAAAACAAGCUCAAAGUAUACUGGGGAAAGCCAUGAGCUGAACACAGAGGUCAGAGCAUGUUCCAUGAACAUCUCAAAUUCCAACCCUGAGGAAUUGCUCGAAUAUGUCGCUUGAAAAGGACAUCUCCUCAAGGAAGCUGUUAAAAAUAAUUUUCACAAGAAUCAGGAGGGGUUCACUUUUAAUAUCAAGGAAGGGAAGCACUUGUUUUUAAAGAAAAGUUUGAUUCUGAAAAAGUCUCACUAUGUUGGUGAGUUAAAGGAGCUGUUCUGUAGCAGACAGAGUGGCUUGUUUGGCUCUUCAUGGAAGUGACUGUUGAAUUCUCAGGUGGCCUUUCCCCUUGAAAUUUACACCAGAAAUUCAGGGCAAAAAUUUCAUGUUUGAUCAGAACGACUUCAUUACCUUCCUGACUAAUAGGAAUUGCAUAUGUUUCCCUGGGCUGCAGAUUGCAAACCUAAUAGACCCAUGAAAAGAAAGGGAGAAAGAAAUACUGAUUUUCUUGGCAUGAAAUACAGAAAAAUUGGGCCUGAAAAACGUUUGAGUAUAAUAUGCUGAAAGUUUAAAGAAGCAUUUAUAAAGAAACAUUUUCCAAGAGCAUGCCUGUUAGUUUUAUCUCCAUUUUUUGCCAUGUAUAAUUAUGAGAAACACAGACAACUCAUAAGAUUUUUAGUUUCUGUUGAGAAUUGUCUUUUCCAAGAUAAUUCUGUACACUAUUACUUUAACCCACUGGGUAUCAUGUAGGUAAGGUAUAAGAUUAUGCACAUGAAUAUUUCUGUCUACCACUUAUGUGUGCUGAGACAAUAUCAACUUAUACUUUCUCCUGUCAUUGGUCCUUAUUCCAUAGAGGAUAUUCUUAAUUACCAGCAAGACAAUUUGGUAAUAUCAUGUAAAGUGUAACAGCAUAAUUUCUGUGAUGAUUUACACCUGCUCAGGAUCUGAACACUGAAUUUUAAAACAUAUUUUAAGUUCAGAAGAUCGAUGAUAUUUUUUUCUAUGAGACACUGUUUCUAUUUUUAAUAGAAAUACUUUCAUUUAUUUAAUUUAUUAGCAUGGUUCUUCUAAAUGAAAUGGAGCUUUUGUACACGAAGACACCAUUUAUACACAUUUGCACUGCCCUGAAAAAUUUAGAGCACACUUCUGUACUGGAUUAAAUCAACUCAAGCCUAAAUGCCUAAACACUAUUUUUGACAACGGUGCAUGAGGGACAUACCUGUACAGGGAUUCUAAAGAACAAAAACCCUAAAAAUAUCUCAGUUGCAAAGAAACUGUAUUCCUUUUUCCACUUUGUAAUUAUGGUUAUAUAUAUUCUUUUAACCCUUGCGGGUUUAUUCCUAAAUCUGUUAGAAAUGAUUGAAAUUAUUCCAUUAACGCCAACAGACUCUGCUUCCUGCUGGAUUAAAGGAGACAUUUGUGUAUCAGAUUUGCUGGUGAUGUCCCACUAAUGAAAUGGGGAAUUUUAUAAACAGGUCAGGGAGGGUAAGUGCCCAAUAAAAAGAUGUCAGAUAGAGAUCCACAAAUUACAGUCUAUUUGUAACAGAAAUAAAACAAGGAAUGCUUACUAAA
Molecule: messenger RNA, 24204 nt
Organism: Pseudopipra pipra
Lineage: Eukaryota; Metazoa; Chordata; Aves; Passeriformes; Pipridae
Product: serine/arginine repetitive matrix protein 1-like
Exons: 7
Coding region: 253-810 (185 amino acids)
Source: RefSeq, a predicted model, not a curated record